Molecule: messenger RNA, 2198 nt
Organism: Oryza sativa Japonica Group (Japanese rice)
Lineage: Eukaryota; Viridiplantae; Streptophyta; Magnoliopsida; Poales; Poaceae
Product: 3-ketoacyl-CoA synthase 6
Biological process (GO): fatty acid biosynthetic process
Cellular component (GO): membrane
Molecular function (GO): acyltransferase activity, transferring groups other than amino-acyl groups
Source: RefSeq, a predicted model, not a curated record
AACAGAAGCCGGGGCCUGGGCCUGGGCCUGGGCUCUCGCUUCUUUAAAUUCUCCCACUCCUUCACUCGCUUCGUACACGAGAGCCAAGCUGCGACGCCACUCGAGGGCACGACACAAGCUGACGUUUCCCUUAACCCAAACGGCGGCGCGAGGAAGCAGCCAAUCAAUUUCCUCGUAGAGGCAUGACGAGCUCGUCGGGGCAGCUCAAGAGGCUGAAGCCGCUGUACCAGCUGGCGGUGAACAACAUCCUCGCCGUCGUCGCCGUGCCGCUCGCGGCGGCGGUGGUGUUGAAGGCGGCGGAGCUCGGGCACGAGGAGAUCCUCGCCAGGGCGCGCGCGCUCCCGCCGGCGCACCUGUUCUUGGCCGCGUUCGUCCCGGCCGCGGCGGCGGUUGUCUACCUCAUGCUCCGCCCCCGCGCGGUGUACAUGGUGGACUACGCGUGCUUCCGCACCAGCCCCAACUGCCGCGUCCCGUUCGCGACGUUCCUGGAGCACUCCCGCGUGUGGCCGGGCUUCGAAGAGCGGAGCGUCCGGUUCAUGACGCGCCUGCUCGAGCGAUCGGGCCUCGGCGAGGAGACCUGCCUGCCCUACGCGCAGCACUACAUCCCGCCGUCGCGCGACCUCGAGUCAUCCCGCGCCGAGGCCGAGCUCAUCAUCUUCUCCGCCAUCGACGACCUGCUCGCCAAGACCGGCAUCUCCCCCCAGGACAUCGACAUCCUCGUCGUCAACUGCAGCCUCUUCGCCCCGACGCCGUCCUUCACCGACAUGAUCAUCAACCGGUACAAGCUCCGCAAGGACGUGCGCAACGUGCACCUCUCCGGGAUGGGCUGCAGCGCGGGGCUCAUCUCGGUGGGUCUCGCCAGGAACCUGCUCCAGGUCGCGCCCAAGGGCGCGCACGCGCUGGUGGUGUCCACGGAGACCAUCACGCCAAACUACUACAUGGGCCAGGAGCGUGCCAUGCUGCUGCCCAACUGCCUGUUCCGCAUGGGCGGCGCCGCCGUGCUCCUCUCCACCAACGGUGCCAAGGCGCGGUUCCGGCUGGCGCGCGUGGUGCGGACUCUGACCGGCGCCCAGGACGGUGCGUACCACUGCGUGUACCAGGAGGAGGACGGCCGCGGCAACGUUGGGAUCAACCUCUCCAAGGACCUGAUGAGCAUCGCCGGCGACGCGCUCAAGGCCAACAUCACGACCAUGGGCCCGCUGGUGCUCCCGGCGUCGGAGCAGCUCCUCUUCGCGCUCUCCUUCAUGGCGCGCAAGGUGCUGAGCGGGCGGAUCAAGCCCUACAUCCCCGACUUCCGCACGGCGUUCGAGCACUUCUGCAUCCACGCCGGCGGCCGCGCCGUGAUCGACGAGCUGCAGCGCAGCCUCACCCUGUCGGACGAGCAGGUGGAGGCGUCCCGCAUGACGCUCCACCGGUUCGGCAACACGUCGAGCAGCUCGCUCUGGUACGAGCUCGCCUACGUCGAGGCCAAGGGCCGCAUGCGCAAGGGCGACCGCGUGUGGAUGAUCGGCUUCGGCUCCGGCUUCAAGUGCAACAGCGCCGCGUGGGAGUGCAUCCGCCCCGCCGCCAACGCCGACGGGCCAUGGGCCACCUGCAUCCACCGCUACCCCGUCGACAUCCCCGACGUGCUCAAGCACUAACCGAGUCACUCACAACUCCAGCAUCCUCUCUGUGUUCGUGCCCGAUCACAAUCGAUUCGUGCAAAAAUAAUUAUCACUAACAGUUUGAGAGACACCGAGGGCUGACGUGUGUAGUUGCCGCGGUGAUCGUCGUGUCAAGACAGGUCAUGGUACGUCUGCGGCGCGGCGCGGUUCAGGCUGGUGCGUCUGCGGCGCGGCGCGGCGCGACGCGGGGGGGGGGGGGGGGGGGGGGGGUUUAAUUGGUUCGAUCGCUUUACCACUCGCUUCAGCUGAAGUACUCCAUAUAUUGAUACACAAGUUUGGUGUUACCCGUGAUGUACUUAGUAGUGGUCCCAUGUGUCUCGCUUUUAUUUUCUUUUUCUCUUCAUUUAUCUCUUCCUUGAUGUACUGAUACUGUUUAUCACAGGGAAAAGGGCACCAUCGAUCACUCUAUCCAAAAGCAUGUAACUUUGACAGAAAUGAAACUUCCAGCGGUACAAAGUUGCUCCUAUACUGUAAAGCAGACCUAUAGUUGCAUACAUUCAUGAAGAAUCUAGUAAGGUCUGGCAUGUUCCUGAA